AUGCCGAAUCCGCUCGCGUUCGUCGGCGGGGGCGCGGCGCUGACGGCGGCGGACAAGGCGAACGGUGGCGCGUACUGCACUGCCCACCUGGAUGGGCUAGCCGCAACCUCCCAUCCUUCGCUGGUCGUGGCGGCCCGCUGCAUGAGGGCCGCCCUUAUCACCGCCCUCUUCCUGCUCCAAAUGGAGCAGCUGGCAUGA
Messenger RNA from Emiliania huxleyi CCMP1516, 198 nucleotides. RefSeq lists its product as hypothetical. NCBI's taxonomy places the organism in Eukaryota, Haptophyta, Isochrysidales, Noelaerhabdaceae. The record is from RefSeq and is a predicted model, not a curated record. The coding region runs from base 1 to 198 and encodes 65 amino acids. The transcript is spliced from 3 exons.